Messenger RNA from Aquila chrysaetos chrysaetos, 6402 nucleotides. RefSeq names its product potassium voltage-gated channel modifier subfamily V member 2 (gene KCNV2). Gene Ontology annotation, biological process: protein homooligomerization; potassium ion transmembrane transport. Gene Ontology annotation, molecular function: voltage-gated potassium channel activity. The coding region runs from base 228 to 1943 and encodes 571 amino acids. NCBI's taxonomy places the organism in Eukaryota, Metazoa, Chordata, Aves, Accipitriformes, Accipitridae. The record is from RefSeq and is a predicted model, not a curated record. Gene Ontology annotation, cellular component: membrane; voltage-gated potassium channel complex. The transcript has 2 exons.
UUAAAACGGUCAGCAGCAGUCUUCAUGUGUCUGUAUGCCACACAGAGCUUUCACAACUGGAGUGGUGGCUGGCAGGGAGAAAAAUGCAGAACUGCUGCUGUGUAUGAUACUACUGAGAUAAAGAGAGAAGAAAACAGGAUUGUCAGCCUUUUUAGUCUUGGAAAGGACUGGUGUUAAUUCCUUGAUUGGGUGAAUGUAAAGAAGGGAGAAGAGUAAGGAAAAAUAGUAUGUUGCAGUUUAACAUGCAGCAACAGUUUCCUUUCCUAAAACACAAAAGUAGGGGGAGGGAAGCACCAAAUGUCCUCCUGCAGCCCGACAAGGGGAAGGAUAACGAAGGCACGCGUGUAGACAAGCAGAGUGGCUUUUCCGCUACGGCUCCAUUGAACUCCCAGCCCCUACUGCUCCUGGGACCUGAGGGGAAUUACAACUAUUAUGUGGACGAUGAAGAUGAGGAAGAGGAAGAGAAAGAACAAGGAAAAUGGCUAAGCGGAGACACAUUUGAGGGAGAAAACAAGCCCUCGUUAUCCAUUCCUUGCUCCCCUGCCCUUUCCUCCAGAGCCCGGGCCACGACUUCCACUUCGUCCGUGUUGAACAUCAACGUCGGCGGCCAAAGCUACCGCCUCACCUACCAGGCAGUGGCCAUCUAUCCCAAGACCCGCCUGGGCCGCCUGGCUACCUCCACUGACCGUCGCUGCCAGCUGGGCCUGUGCGAUGACUACGCUGCCCAGGUAGAUGAGUAUUUCUUUGACCGGGACCCGGCCGUCUUCCAGCUGGUGUACAACUUCUACGCCUCAGGGGUGCUGCGUGUGCGGGACGAGCUGUGCCCCCGUAGCUUCCUGGAGGAGCUGAGCUACUGGGGCGUGCGGCUCAAAUACACACCUCGCUGUUGCCGCAUCUGCUUCGAGGAGCGCCGUGACGAGCUGAGCGAGCAGCUGAAGGUCCAGCGCGAGCUGCGCUCCCAGGCAGAGGCUCAGGAGAAUGAGCAGCUCUUCCACCACAUGCGCUACUAUGGUCCCCAGCGCUGGCGCCUAUGGAACCUCAUGGAGAAGCCCUUCUCCUCUGUCACCGCCAAGGUGAUGGCAGUGGCCUCCAGCUUUUUUGUGCUCAUCUCCGUGGUGGCCCUGGCCCUCAACACAGUGGAGGAGAUGCAGCAGGUAGACCGGAAGAGCGGGGAGAGCCGGCCCGUCUUGGAGCACAUCGAGACCCUGUGCAUUGCAUUCUUCACACUGGAGUACCUGCUGCGCUUGGUGUCUACCCCAGACCUGCGCCGCUUUGCCAGCAGCGCACUCAAUGCGGUAGACCUCAUUGCCAUCCUGCCCCUCUAUCUGCAGCUGCUGCUCGAAUGCUUUGCUGAUGAUGACCAGCCCCGAGGUCGGGGCUCUCAGCACGAGCACGAUAUCGAGAAGGUGGGACGGGUGGGCAAGGUAGGACAAGUGCUUCGCAUCAUGCGCCUCAUGCGCAUCUUCCGCAUCCUCAAGCUGGCCCGCCACUCCACAGGACUGCGUGCCUUCGGCUUUACCUUGCGCCAGUGCUACCAACAGGUGGGCUGCCUUUUGCUCUUCAUUGCCAUGGGCAUCUUCGCCUUCUCCGCCAUGGUCUACACAGUGGAGCACGAUGUCUCCAGUACCAACUUCACCAGCAUCCCCCAUGCUUGGUGGUGGGCUGCCGUCAGCAUCUCUACAGUGGGAUACGGAGACAUGUGUCCAGAAACACACCUUGGCCGCCUCUUUGCUUUCCUCUGCAUUGCGUUUGGAAUAAUCCUGAAUGGCAUGCCCAUCUCCAUUCUCUACAACAAAUUCUCAGACUAUUACAGCAAGCUGAAAGCCUACGAGUACACGGCUCUCAAGAAAGAAAGGGGGAAGGUAGACUUCACACGGAGAGCCAUGAAGAAAAUAUCUGAAUGCUGUGGAGAAGGUGCAACCCACCCUUUGCCACAGCACUGAUACAGUUUGUGCUUUGGAUAUUAGGAGGGAACAGAGAAGACAAAGGAGAAAAAAGAAAGACAGAUCAGCCAAGCUAACUGAAGAUAAACAGAAAAGGCCAAAAGUAACAAAAGUAGAUCUUGAAAUCUGUUUUGAAGGGGGUUGUUUUCAAAAGAAAAAAGGCUCAGAUUACAACAACAGGGUUUUUUUUGUUUUGUUUUGUUUUGUUUUGGGUGGGGUUUUGGGUUGGUUUUUUUGUUUGUUUUGCUAGGCUGUGAACAGCACUUAAGUGCUCAUCAACUAUCUGGAAUGAGUUUCUUCAGAUUAACCAUCCAGAAACUCUGAAUUAGACCCACAGGAAGAUGUAACACCCUGCUACUGAUUAGACCCACAAUAAAGACCCACCAUAAUCAAACCAAAGGAAAACAAAUUGCUACCAUUAAAGGUCAGCCACCUCACUGCUGUCAAGGCAGUCUCAAAAAUUAAACAAAUAGAAUACCCAAUAUACUGACUGCAUUGCUGAAAUUGGUUUUGCACCAGCUUUCAAAACCAGGAAAACAGCCUACAGCCAUUGCCUGGAUAUUAGCAGCAUCUAUACUCCUUAAGCUUUCAGCUUUUGUUUCCACUGUCAGAUAGAUAUGCUUCACUGUUCCAAUUUUAUUUUUCAAAUGCAGCCCUGCAAAUGAUUCCUGUUUUCAUACCUAGGCAAGUAACACACUGCUUUUCAUAUUUCACCACCACCACCUCCAUAUUCAUCUUUCAUUAUGCCAAGAACUAGUGAAGAAAUCUGGAGUCUGAGUUGGUUUUGAAGACAUUUCCAAACCAAAACCUUAUUUAGGUACAGGAUUAAGAGAUAAACUAAAUUUAUUUUACAGCAUUUAAUGUAUCUACUUACUGAAUUGUUACAGUAAUAAUAGGCCUGUCAUGGGACACAAGUGUUAAAGCAGCGUUUAAAAAAAUAAUCAAAUGAAACAUGUAAUGGAUAAUACCUCAUAAAGACUUUUCAUACAAAGGGUCUUAUCAGCACUUACCUGUAACAAAUUUUAAAUAUAAUUUAAAGUCAAGAUACUUUGUCUGGUAUAUAGAACCAUUAAGGACACAAUUCUGACACCUUAGCUCACCCCCAGUAGUACCUUACUUCCUAAGAUUAAUGAGCCUUUUUGCACAGCUGGAUGCAAUUUCUCAUGCAUCAGAAACUCACCCCAAAACCUACACAGCGAAUAACAAUAACAACAAUUAAAUGGAAUCAGUUUCAUGUAUUAGUUCACAGCAUAUCAGGAGUAUUCUUUUUACAUAAGAGCAAUCAUACCAGUUUAGAAAUAGUAACCUGAAUAACAGAUCUGAAACAAUAGUUAUUUUAUUGAUACUCAGAUACCAAUAGUGUAAAAAAAAAAGGUGACAAAAGAAGCAACAGUAAUAGUUACUGAUAAGACCCAUGGCUGUUACUCAGCAGCACUCUUGCUGCAAAACGGCCUGAUGGCAGAGAUGCAUUUUAAAAUUCUUGAACUCUCACAUUAUGUCUGUGCUGCCCUGCUGAAUGCAAAUGGCUGCGUUCAAGCCUCAGAGCCGCACUGGAGACAAUGGUGUGAAGCUCACUCUUGGGACCACUGAGGGUGAAAAAGUUCAUUAAUUUUGCCACGUCCAUGCAAAUUGUGUCAAGCAUAGGGACAUUUCUCCUUUCAAUGGUGAGAAGGUAAUUAGUAACCAAGUUACUCUUCUCAUUCUCUACCUCCAGACAAACGUAUCAUAAGCCCAUCUGUCAUUUUGUUCUUUAGGAAUGACAGUCAGCACAUUGUGUGCUGAUCAGCUCUGUUAAAAGCUAAACCAUGUCUUUAAGGCACAGCUGAGCCCUCGGAGUUGAAUGUGAUAGAUGUUUGCUGUUCUGGGCAGCACACAAUGCAGCAGGCACAAUCCUGGCACUCACUGAGAAGAAUAGCUGCUUUACUCUGACUCCAGGGAUGGUAUGAACUUGCACGGCCCUUCUGCAUAGCAACAACAGGACAAGUAGCUUCCUGAAACCACAGGAAGCCUCUUUAAGACCUCCACUGCAGUUCAGUGAGGUGGCAGGUUACAAACAUGCAAAACCACAACUGUGCUUUAUUUUCAACGUGGAGCUUGGGUUAGAUCCAUUAAAAGGACUUAAAUGUUGGGGAUUACCCAACUUUCCAAGAUAUGGGACACACUAAAUUAAUUUCCUUGUCUGAAGGAAUCACUACUUGCAUGUACCAUGCAGAUGGGAUGCAGAUGGUCAGCCUUGCAUGGUAAGCUUAGCAGCUUCUUGCCACCUAGAGAAAUCAAGAGCAUGAGCACUCUGCUGAGGCUGGACUUCCUCAUAGCCUCAGACUUGACACAAAUCACCAGCCUCAUUUUCCACCCCACUUGCCUGACCUGCAGGACCCAUUCAAGUAAAUGUUCUUCAAGACAUGUAAGGGAAUAGGCUUUCCAUGUAAAACAUGGGCAGGAGAAAAGAGACUUCUUUUUUAAUCAGGAGUCAGAAUUUAAUGUCCUCAGCUGGUGCUUUCUUAUCUGCCCAACAAGAUUUUAAUGCACAAGUCCCAUAGUACUGCUCUAACCAUUCAAAUAUAGCUUGGCGUGGGUCUUUCCCACCCCUCCAGCUGAAGCUGUUGCACUUUGCACCGAGUAAAUAAUGACCCACCAGGUGACAGUAAAAGAAAGACUGUACCGCUUGGUGUUUGCAACGCUUGGCUGGGUGGAAAGGUGUGGGUCACAGGCCCUGCUUCAAUAAAGAGCUAUGAAAUACCCUGCCCAAGCAGCAAAACCUUCCCACUCACUCACUUACUCUCCUCUGAUCCAAGCAAUCUUUGGCUGAAGGAUUUAGUCUGGAAGGACUCCAGAGUCAGUCCCUGCAUGCUCCAACCACAUGAAGCCAAACUCAUACUUAGAGUACACUACAGGCUAAUGGCCAUGGGCUAAAACACUUCCCAACAAGGAGACUGAUUUCUGUCCUGCCAGGAGAGGACAUCGUAACCAGUACCACCACAUCCCACCCGGGUGCUCUGAAUACCUUGGGGCAACUCAGCUUACCUAGCAGCCGCCUCACUCUCUUCUUUCUCAAUGCACUUUGCUCCCUCAUCCCUCCACCAUCCAGGCCCACCAUCUCACUGAUGGCAGCUUUGGUACCUUUUUGAUUCCUCUAUGCACUGACUCAACAUGCAAAUGUGGCAGUUUGGGGGAGCAGGGUUAGAUUCUUGAUUAAUUCAUGACCUAGCUCAAUUUAGAGAGCUCUGAGUAAUGGUAGAGCUGACACAAGAUACAUGGUAGAAGUGUGCAGUGUGGAGGACAGACCUCUGGCAACUGCCACACAAAAUAUUAAGCACAAGACUACACAAAGCUGCUAGCUUGGGGUUUUGUAAUACCUCCCCUACUGCAUUCAGCAGGUGAAUGGGUCCUUAGUGGAAUAAGGCAUUUUCCAGCAAAACUAGAAGUUAGUGUUUGUUUCUUUCUUUCUUUCUUUCAGUCACUCAUAAUUUUCUUCUCUGGAUUACCUUCUGCAGCUUUCUGUCUUUUGGCUUAACUAAUCUUGUUUUAGAGGUGACAAGCAUAAGUCCGUGCAUUUUAAUAUGCCUAAUGUUGAGGUACCACUAUAGCAGCCAGACAUUGCCCCAAAUGCCCAAAGCUCUGUCAGUACCAGCAUUUUCUGUGGAUGGCUACUAGCAAGGUCCUCCCACGAGAUCCUCUCCCCCUGUGAGAGCCUGUCUGAGGCUCAUAUCAUACAAAGAGGACUUCCAGCCAGCUCAGAGGAAGGGAGGAGUCCAUAUUCCAAUAGAACAAACUUCUGACAACCUGCAGAAGGCUGUGCAAACCUGUAUUAGCUGGUUUUUAAAUAGGAUGCAGCAUUUUUGCCAUUUUUUGGUUGACACAGUAGUUCCUUCUGAGGACUCUCAGUUAACUUAUUCUGCCACUUCGACUAGGACUUUCAGUGGCAUCAUCACUGUCCCUAGAUUACUCAAAUGAAACAGUCAAAUGGUACCCAUAAUGACAUCCAAAAAUUAUGCAGGAGAGCCAUGAUCGUCUUGCUUACUUGAAUGCCAUAGGGCUUUGACAAUCAAAAUAUUUCAAAAUAACCACAUCAAGGAAAAAUAUGCUUAAACACAACAAAGAUGGGCAAUACUAUUAAAGCUAAAGUAGGUAGGGCUUGUUUUAAGAGAUGUUAAUUUGGCAUAGCUAAGGUUUUGGGGAAACAAGGUGGAGGAUUCUCAAACCACUGAGAAAUUAGAAACCUCUCUGAAUGUGUCUGUGCUAAAAUCUUCUAUUUUAACUAAUUGCAGAUAUUAAUUAGCCCCAGAGGGAGAAGGAAAAUAUGUUCUAUCACUAUGUUUCACUACAGACUUAGCAAACGUUGUCUCUGGUAGACAAAGAAACAGUCAGUUUAUCUGGAUGGCCUGACUUCAUUUUAGGACAAUUAAAUGUUGUUUCUUCUAUUCAUUUUAGGCCUGGGAACUAUUGAAAAAAAGGGGGG